AUGGCUGCUUCCUCCGACGCUCCUUAUGAUACGCAACGGUUUGCCGACGAAGUGCGCGAGGCUGCCGACUUUGUGCGCGGCGUGCUGGGCGAGGCCGAGGUGGCCCUCGUGCUCGGCAGCGGCCUGAACGGCUUCAUCGACGUGCUCGAAGACCGCAAGGAGCUGCCCUACGCCGAGAUUCCCCACAUGCCCACCACCACCGUCAAGGGACACUUUGGUCGGUUGGCCUCGGGCAAGGUUGGCGGGCUCAAGAUCUUCUGCUUGGCCGGCCGAUCGCACGCGUACGAGGGCAAGAACAUGUACCAGCUGACGUUCACGGCGCGUCUGAUGCGCGCGCUCGGCUGCCAGAUCCUCAUCGCCACCAACGCCUCCGGCGGGUGCGGCGAGGGCAUGGUGCCCGGCUGCCUGAUGGUCAUCACCGACCACAUCAACCUGUUCCACCGCAACCCGGUCGCUGAAACUUUUGAGGAUCGCGCCCUGGGCGUGCGCCGACCGGACCUCUCCACACUCUACAGCCCGCGUCUGAGGGAGAAGGCGCUGAGCACGGCCGAGAAGCUCAAACUCAAGCUGUUCCAGGGCGUCUACGUGAGCGUGUGCGGCCCGUGCUACGAAACCCCGGCCGAGGUCCAGUCCGGCCGUGCCCUCGGCGGCAGCGCGUUCGGCAUGAGCACGAUUCCGGAGGUGGUUGCGGCGCGCAGCGUGGGCAUGGAAGAGUUCAUUCGGGGCAUCAGGCCCGAGGUCCAGCCGGAGCGUGCCUACAACGCCACAUUCCUCCCGCGCAAGCACGAGGACCCCGAGGCCAACUUUACCGCGCCGCUCCCGCCGCCCAUCAUCGCGCCGGCCACCGGCGCCCAAGUCAACGCCGCCGCCGACUACGUGCUCGCCCAUGGGGUUGGUGAGGGCAACACGCUGGCGGAUGUGGGUCUCUAUUUUGCGCCGAGCCACGGCGCGGGUCUGGUCAAGCGACUCACGGACGCUCGCGCCAUCCCCUACCGGGACAUCCCCCACUUCCCCUCCAUUAGCCCUUCCUCGCGACUGGGCGAGCUGGUGGUGGGCGCGCUGGCCGGGGGUCAGCGGGUGGUGGUGCUACACAAGAACGCCUUGGAGGGGUUCUCGUGCGAGGAGUCGGUCUUUGUCGCGCGCCUCCUCCGCGUGCUGGGCGUGUCCACUCUCGUUCACACCCUCAUCGCCGAAAAACGCGAUGCCGAAGCGAAGGUGGAUGACGUGGCGGUGCUGGUGGACGCGCUGGACUUCACGUCCAUCCACCCGUGGACCCACAACAACCCCCUGCGGCCCAUUCAGCACGCCCGCCUCUUCAACGUCCAGCCGCUCCAGGCCGGCGUGGCGAAGGCAUUCGAGGCGCAGGGCGUGAAGGUCGGUGAGGCCGCCUACAUGGCCUUCCAGGGGCCCUCGCUCCCGAGCAACGCCGAAGCCGCCAUCGCACACAAGAUCGGCUGCCCGCUCGUCGGCACCGCUUCACUUGGUCUGGUGUAUGCGUCGCGAUCGAACGGCAUUUCCGUGCUGGGCCUGGCCCAGCCCGCCGUAGUCAGCAAGGACACGCUGGCCAAGGUGCACGUGAGCAAGGCCAUCGAGUCGCUGCUGUCGGCCCACCCGCCCUCGCCCGCGCAGCCCCACCGCGAGGCCGCCGACCUCCCCGCCACCAUCUACACGCAGCAGCAGGUGACGCCCCACCUGGCGCGCCCUGUCACCCAGGGCGUGCCCGAGCACAUCCAGGCCGCGGCCGACCACGUCCUGGCCGCCGCAUCCGGAGGCCAGACUGGCUUGGCGCUGAUCGUGGAGGACGAGGCCCUGUUCCAGCCCUUCUCCGCGCACUUUGCGCAGCUGGCCGAGAUCGCCGACAUUCCGCACCUGCCCUCGGGAGUCCAACUCUUCCGCGGGGAGCUGAAGGACGGCGGCGCGUCGGUGUUUGUAUUCAAGGGCAUCCACUACGUGGCCGAAGGCCGCCCCUUCUCCGAAAUCGUCUUCCCCAUGCGCCUGCUGCAUGCGGUGGGCGUGACGCGCGUGGUGCUGGUCGGCCGGAGCGCGGCCUGCACCAGCAAGUUCGGAGGUCCGGGCGACGUCCUGAUCGUCAACGACCAUGUCAACUUCUCCGGCCGCAACCCGCUCUUCGGCCCCAACGACGACAAGUGGGGCGUGCGCUUCCCGGACAUGAGCAACGCCUACGAUCUGGCCAUCCGCAACGUGGCCCACGACAUCGCUGAGGCGGAGGGCAUUGCGGUCAAGCGGGCAGUGGUGGGCCUGUUCGUGGGACCCGUCUACCGAUCGCCGCUCGACUCGCGCCUCGCUCAACUCGGCGGCGCCGACGCCAUUACUACCGGGAUGGUGUCGCAGGUGGUGGUGGCGAGGCACGUGGGAAUGAAGGUGGGCGCCCUCUCGCUGGUGAGCGGAGCACUGGAGGCGACGGACGACGACCAGGCUCCCGCCGCCGGCCUCGAGCAGUCGGCCGCGCAGACGGCCCGGCUGGCGGCCCGCCUCCUCGCCCAGCUGGCCACCGCCGGCAAGCACCACACCGAUGCCGUGCCCGCCACGAACGCCCACUAA
Molecule: messenger RNA, 2562 nt
Organism: Acanthamoeba castellanii str. Neff
Lineage: Eukaryota; Discosea; Longamoebia; Acanthamoebidae
Product: purine nucleoside phosphorylase
Exons: 20
Coding region: 1-2562 (853 amino acids)
Biological process (GO): nucleoside metabolic process
Cellular component (GO): cytoplasm
Molecular function (GO): purine-nucleoside phosphorylase activity
Source: RefSeq, a predicted model, not a curated record